AUCGUAUGUUCUUCUUCUUCUUCUUCACUUUCUAUGGGAGAUAGAAAAGACGAUGUUAGAAUCUACAUAAUCUUCUUCUUCUUCUUCGUCUGCAGCACCACCGGAGGAAUCCUCCUCUGCCUCUACAUCUUCCUCCCAUCUACGCACAACCCUGAAUCAUGGUUCGCCAUUCUCGGCCUCGUCCUCGUAGCCAUUCCGUGGAUCGUUUGGUUUCUCAUUUAUCUCUAUCGAUGCUUCAAACCCAUGAUCGUCGAUGGCGGCGGUGACCGGAACAUUCAAGAUAACAACAACAACAAACCCUCCAGCCCGCCAAAAUCUGCCGCUGCACCAUCGUCAGAUGCCGCCGCCGUUGCCCGGCCUUCCGCCAGCAGCUACGAGUCCGCCUUCACUCAUUCCCAAAAUAAUGGUGGCCCGCCGGAUCAGGGAGCCGGCGGGGAACGCCACGUGCAUUUUGGAGCCGUCGUGGUGAUGGAGAACGGAUCGUCCCGAGGUAGUAAUAGCAGCCAAAGCCAAAGAUCUCAUCACCGCAAGACGGCCGUGGACCGUCGUAAAGAGUUUUCCGGCGAGUUAGAUUGUCAGGAGGGUGAAGAAGCAAUGUUAGAAAGUGAAAGACCUUUAACCUCAGUAACAGAUCGAUCAUCGUGACGUGCGUCAUGCCUUGCGAAUCAAAGAUGAAGAAAAAUCGAACAUCUAGAUAAAUCAAAGAUGAAGCAGAAAAGAAGACGAAUUGAAGAUAUGGAGAAAUCGAAGAUGAAGCAGAGAAGAAGACGAAGAUGGAGUUCUGGGAAAAGGAUGAGUCAUCGUCAUCAAGCUUCAGCUAGAUGCAAUGGAGAAGAGGAGACGGAGGUGGCUGAGCAGAGGAGGUCUGAAAUUGAACGUUAGAGCGAGGUUGAUCCUGACCACCAAUGCUGAGGAGGACGCCGUCAUUCACAGACCUAGUUCACCAGAAGAUUCAGUGGGACGAGAGGGAGGAAGAGAGCUGAUAAUCCAAAUAGGCUGAGUUAAUUUGGAUUGGGUUUAAUUUAAGCUGGCUUAUUUAGA
Prosopis cineraria is the source of this 1041-nucleotide messenger RNA. RefSeq lists its product as uncharacterized. The transcript has 2 exons. The coding region runs from base 34 to 645 and encodes 203 amino acids. The record is from RefSeq and is a predicted model, not a curated record. Lineage: Eukaryota; Viridiplantae; Streptophyta; Magnoliopsida; Fabales; Fabaceae.